Molecule: messenger RNA, 984 nt
Organism: Cryptomeria japonica (Japanese cedar)
Lineage: Eukaryota; Viridiplantae; Streptophyta; Pinopsida; Cupressales; Cupressaceae
Exons: 1
Coding region: 1-984 (327 amino acids)
Source: RefSeq, a predicted model, not a curated record
AUGACAGGCACGAAAGCCAACAUGUAUAGCAGAAGCGCCUUGAGCAUAGUUCGAAUUCACUGCUAUUUGCAUUUCAGAAUGGCUACGCCUGCUCAGCCCAUGAGUGCCGCAAAAAUCUCUCCACUUGUAGGCCGGAACGUGGCAUUCAGAGGAGCCAACAACAAAUAUUUAGGGUGGUACAAAGGCGGGUUUCUAAGAUUCUGUUACGAUGAUCUCACCAGUCCUUUGGUAAAACAUGAGCUGGUAGAGGAAAAUGGUGAUAACGAGAAUGGUGAGAGGCAUGUGCAUAUAAAGUGCUGCUUCAACCAGAAAUUCUGGUUGAAAGAAGACCCUGAGAGCGCCCUCAUCGUUUCCGAUGGAAGCUCAAGUUCGUCGUGUACUCUCUUCCGCCUUUUAUUUCACAAAGAGAAUGCUGUGCGGCUGCAUUUGGUGCAACAAAACGAGCCUUUGGCUGUAAGCAAUAACCUGGAGAGCUACUUAUUUGCCCACUCCCAGGCGGAGGGGCUCUUGUACGCCGAGUCCCUUGAUAUUCUUCCUCAAUAUGUGCCCUUCAAAGGAGAUAACGGUUCUUAUCUGGGAUGCGCAACAGUGGGACCGUUUGCGACAACGUACUGGCUUCAGUUCAAUGCUUGCAAAGUCGCCGACCCAAACGUGCCCAACGAAGUGGAGGUCUCGUCCGAUGGCAUACAAAUUCGGCACUUGACUUACGAUAGAUACUGGAAUCGAAUGUCUGACACCUAUGUUGCGAUCGAUCCUGACGGUAAAACGGGCGAGACUGACCACCACUUCAAACCCGUUCUGGUUGAUGAACAUACCGUGUCUCUGCUGUCCCUUGGCAACAAUUUGUUCUGCUCACGGUGGUACAGCAGUUGGUCUGGCUGGCACUACUUAUGCCCGUGGGUGUCUACAAUCGACCAAUCUGGUGGAGGAACCCGUGGUUUGGCGCAGGGUACACUCGAUCCAGUACGACUUGGACAACGUUGA